AACAUACCGAUCGAAGGGAGGUAACUCUAAAUAACUAUCCUUAGACAACAAUGAGGGACACGAGACCGAGAAUUCAUUACAGCAAAUAUCUCAAUUUGUUGACGAUUCUUGUUACUGUCACGGGUGGAGGUUUCGAAGUAACAUGCAAGCUCCUUGCAGGGUAUGUUAUGCCACAUGGAGGAAUCGCUCUUGACCCUACCCACUUCAACACAACGAACACAACUUCGAGAGCGGAGGCAUGGGAGCUGCACAAGGCAUGUGUCGCUGUCGGCCAGCAGAUAGACGAGAUAGCGCCAGAUCUCAUAUUCUUGAGUACGCCUCACGGGAUCUCAGAUUUGAGAAAUUUUGGAUUUUAUUUAAACCCCGAGGCGCAAGGAGGGGCUGAUACCGACAACUGUCAGUGCCCCCCAUGUUGUUACAAUGUGUCGGUGGGGCUGGACGUCAAUGUGUCUCAGCGUCUUGUCGGGAAGUUUGGAUACGACAGAAAUGUGUCGGGGAUAUCGGGCUACGGACCACCUGGACAGAGCAGCGAACCCUUUCCUCUCAGAUGGGGCGAGGUGAUCCCCCUGCACUUCGUGGGUGGCCCCGGACUGUCCAGAACCCGUGUGGUCAUUCUGUCACAGCCAAGUCGCCGCUACACCGAACAGGUUGCCAUGAUCCCCGAACUCCUUAAACUAGGAUCUGACCUCUAUACCUACCUGGAAGGGUUAUCAGAACGAGUAGUGAUGAUCAUCAGCGCUGAUCUAGCGCACACGCACCUGGCAGAUGGACCAUACGGUUACUCCAACACGUCGGAGCCCUUUGAUCUGGCUGUAGGCGAGUGGGCAGGGUCACUGGACGAGCACGCCUUACUGGUCACUGCCUCGCAGCUUGUUGACAGAGCCCUCUCAUGUGGAUACACAGGCCUCGUCAUGAUGCACGGGGUAUUCUCUGCAGGGGGCCUGUCGUCAUGGCAACCGGAUCUCCUCGUCAACCACCACCCCAGUUACUAUGGUAUGAUGGUCGCUUCGAUCACAAGACGGAAUAUUGUGCUCGUUUCCUGAUUGGUCGUUUUCAAAAUUAAUAUUGUGACUGUGAGCUGUGAUUUCAGAACUUUGACAAAUGUAUGUGAAUGAUAAAAAUGAUUAAAUGUGUUUUUUUUUA
Molecule: messenger RNA, 1143 nt
Organism: Haliotis rubra (blacklip abalone)
Lineage: Eukaryota; Metazoa; Mollusca; Gastropoda; Lepetellida; Haliotidae
Source: RefSeq, a predicted model, not a curated record